Messenger RNA from Paramuricea clavata, 3189 nucleotides. Lineage: Eukaryota; Metazoa; Cnidaria; Anthozoa; Malacalcyonacea; Plexauridae. The record is from the annotation of a GenBank genome assembly.
GAUUUUUUAAGAUAAUAAUAAUAAUAAAAAGUCUAAUAAUGGAGUCUAAGUUUGUGAUUUUCUUGCUGUUUGUCUUUAUGGCUGACAUGACUUCGGUCGUCAACAGUCAGAAGAGAACUACGGUGAGUUUGUCGUGUUAUGAUAUCUAGGCACGGGGGUUUAUGUAUGUAUACAUUUAAUAAUAAACUUAACUUAACCUUUUCAUACUGGAUAGCUAUAUCAGUUCCAAUUAAACUGUCCGCUAGUGAAACUUGCUGAUAAAAGCAGUCAUUUAUUGUUGAGAGCUGUCGUACGUUUAUUCUUGGCAUUUUGUUUUUGCUGGCUUAACAUGUAUUCAAAACAAACAAGAAAUGAUUUUAUUAUGCACUAAAGUCAAACUUUAGUCAAUUCAUGCCUGGAUUUUAGGGCGUUUUAACUCCACGAUCUCAUUUCUGAUGGAGUACACGCAUUUGCACACUAUAUUCACUCGUUUAACUUAAGCGCCGCGGUGCUCUUUAAAUUUUCAGUGUUACAUGAUGCGGCGCUUAUUUGAGGGAGGCGCUUGUUCGAGUGCGACGCUCUUUAUGAGCGUAUAUCCACACCAAGGAAGCUCGAAAAAUAUGCCUGGCCACGAUGAUGGCCACGGUGGUGUCAGCGUAACAUCACAAGCAUCAUAAUCACCUGAGUACAUUACACCAACACAGAAAAAAUUAGAAAGACUUGUUUACAGCUCUUUCAUGAAGCAGUGGUUUGCGUCAUUAUACCAUUUAAAUAUCUUUACAAAAUAUGUUCGUCUUUUCAGGCGACCUGUGGUUCUCCAGGUAUCCCUGGUAUUCCUGGAAAUCCCGGAAAAAAUGGCAUGCCUGGGUCACGUGGUUCUGCUGGCGCGAAAGGGGAGCCUGGGGAGAGGGGAACUUGUGGUUCUCCAGGUAUUCCUGGCGUUCCAGGAAAUUCCGGAAGAGAUGGCAUGCCUGGGUCAAGUGGUCCUGUUGGAGCGAAAGGGGAGCCUGGGGAGAGAGAAAGUGAUGACGUAGAUCUGGUGAAGUCAAAUUGGAAACAGUGUGCUUGGAACAGACAGGAUGGCAAAGACACUGGCUUGAUACAGGUUUAAGAAAUUAAGGGCUGUUCGAGCGCGUUUUUAAAAAGAGGAACCGCAGGCGAGCCUUAUUAAAGGGGCAGUGUCACCGAUUUUGACCCUCGCAAAUCUUUAGGAAUCUUGCAUAAAACCCAAAAAGAACGGUUGUAAGCACAACAUAAAACAAUAACAAAUACAAAAAGCAUGUACAGAAGUCUGGAUGGUUGAGAUUAGGCGAGGAUUGAGAUGCAUGGAUUAUAACUACUGACAUAUUGAUUAAUUGUUGGCGGACACUUUUUCAAAUUUAGGUCAAUUCGUAUGAAAACGUCGUCUUUCAUGCUGUGUGGAAGUUCAAAGUUGUUUAAUAUAAUUCGUAUAUCAUAACUGAGCCUUUUUAAAAUGUUUAUUUUCAAAUUCGCAGAUCAGACUUUGAAUAAAAAACAAUUAGGGUUAAAAACUGUGACACUGCCCCUUUAAUUUACAGGGAUUUUGAAAUCCUUGUAAGACCAAAAUCGAGUAUUUGAACUGAAUUUCUUCAAACGUUGUAACAGACCUUUCUUGUAAUUACAUUGCAACUGACGCUGUUUUUAACUUAGCACCUCGUUAAAUGGAAUGAACUUUAAGUCUGUUUGUUUGGCCAUGGCCCUCAGCCUCGUUUUCGUCUUUAAGCUUAUUUCUACAUUUAAUAGUCAAAAUCCAAAAUUCGUUUUUAUGCAUGUGUUGACGAAGGAUGUUCUGCGUCUCUGACUAUAGCCGGUGAGAAACAAACUUGAAAUCUAUUCCAUUCAAGGUGCUGCUAACUUGAAAACAGUGAAGUUGUGACGUAAUUACCGGAAAGAUCUUUUACAUAGUGUUAUUUAAAAUCUGAUUUUAAAACUCUGGUACUUUAGUGUCCUGUAGGACAUCUUCCUUUAGUUUCUGCUGUGAAUUCAUGAGUUUGAGAAAACAUUCUUACAAACUACUUUGGUAGCAAAGUUUAAAUGUUUAGUUCAAACUUGGCUAAGUUUCCGGCCAAUUUCAAAACGGUGAAUUCUUAGCCUGCAUACAUUUUAAUCAUUACCUAAUCCUAUGGACUAGGUUUAUCUUUAGAUUUGGCCUGACUUUGUUGGGAUUAGACUUGGAUUAGGGCAAUGGUUAAUCCCAAACUAACUAUACUCGAAACCAACGUCCCAACCUUAAGCUAACUCUAGUAAUCCUAACCCCAAUCUAAUCCUAACUCUGAACUAAUCUAAUCUUUAACGUAAGCUUAGUUAAUGAGUUUGAGAAGAUAUUCUUAAAACCCUUACAUAACCCUAAUCUAAUGCUAACAUUAAUCUGAUCUUUAUCUUCAACGUAAUCUAUCCUAACCUUUUGAAGCCUAAUCUAAUCCUUACGCCAAUCUAAUCCUAACCCUAAUCCAAUUGUAAGCCUAAUCCAUACCAUAAGCCUAGUCUAAUCCUUACCGUAAACCUAAUCUAAUCAUAACCCUUUGAAGCUUGAUCUAAUUCUUACCCUAAACCUAAUCUUAACCUUAUCUAAUUACCCUUUGUGUGUUAUGUUCAUAUAGAACUGUAUUUUCAACAAGACAUAUAACAACACCUCACUCCGUGUGUUCUUCGAAGGAAACCUACGUACUUACGGCAGUGGUGCUUGCAAUCGAUGGUAUUUUACAUUUGAUGGUGCAGAAUGUACAAAACCAGCGACUAUUGAAGGAGUUGUUUACGUUAAAUCGACCCAAGUCAACCCCCUUCGUCACCGCCAUAUUGAAGGCUACUGUAAUCAGGUUCCUAAAGGUCACAUACGUGUGGGAUUCUGGAUAGGCAAGUGUGUGAGUGGUCAUGGUCUCGGAGAUGGUCAUACUGGUUGGCAUUCCAUGUCUCGUAUUGUGAUUGAAGAAGUUCCACCUCCUCAAGUCUAAUAUCAUUCAAGAACAAAGAAUAUUAUUCAUAUCAUACUAUAUAACCAAAUUAUACAAGUAUAUGGAGAAUAAACUGAAGUUAUUGUCAGUUAUAUUUCCCUAAUUGUCAGUAUUGUGUUUGAUGUUCAUACUACUCAAAUGUAUUCUACUCAAAUGUAUCACAAAAAAAUUGCCAUUGCUCAAACUCAAGAUUAAAUAAAAUACUUUCUCCAGCAUUACAUUAUAGUGUGCAUGGGAU